Molecule: messenger RNA, 921 nt
Organism: Alternaria atra
Lineage: Eukaryota; Fungi; Ascomycota; Dothideomycetes; Pleosporales; Pleosporaceae
Exons: 1
Coding region: 1-921 (306 amino acids)
Biological process (GO): glutathione biosynthetic process
Cellular component (GO): glutamate-cysteine ligase complex
Molecular function (GO): enzyme regulator activity; glutamate-cysteine ligase catalytic subunit binding
Source: RefSeq, a predicted model, not a curated record
AUGUCCGGUGGUCCUUCCGUAAUAAGACGACCCUUUUUCGAGAAAUCAAACACCGAACUUACCUCCUCCCUCCGCGCAAACUUCGCCGCCCACCAAACUUCUCCACCACCCUCAAAAACCAACUACACAACAUGGACCACCAAGACCGACUCCGCCCUGUAUAUUCCCACGCACACGCCCUCACCUCUUACUGAACCCCGAGAAUCCUACGACAUCACAGUCAAACUAUUCUACCUCCCCAACAUACCCACAGACCGACGCUGCGCACAAACACGAGAAGCGAUAGAACUAGUGCUGAAAGAAUUGGGAACAUCAUCCAUAGACCUCCUCAUCGUGAGCUUCCCAGGAGUGUCCUUCGACGCCGACGAUGAGGAUUCUGAUCUUGAUGACGACGACCCGCCCUCGCCUCCAUCCGCAACACAAUCGACCUCCGAGAACACUACGGGCGACUGUGACGAUGCCGGCGCACCACCAGAAGACAUAGAAACCAUGGUAAUAACAUGGCGCUCGCUCGAGAAACUUCACGCAGAAGGCCUCGUGUCAAAACUCGGAAUUGCGGAAUUCGGCGUCGCGCGCUUGACCAAGUUUCUGGAACAAACAAAGAUAAAACCAAGUGUGAAUCAGAUCAACGUCAGGGACUGCUGUGUUGUACCCAAACCAUUGAUACUGUAUGCGAAGCAACAGCAAAUCGAGCUGCUGACACAUAACGAUUGCACCAACAUCUUACCGCGCGGGACACUACGGCAAAUACUUGGAUCGGGGGAAGACGGUUCGGGUGUGUUGGCAGGAAACGGAAAUGAAGACGGGCUCAAGGGCGAUGUAGAGCCGCAAUGGGUAGUCAAAUACACCGCCGUCGUCAAAGAUAGGGGUGUUGUAGAAAGUAAAGGCUACUUCGCCGUUGCUGAACUGCGGGACUCAUGA